UACGGUAAAGGGAAAGUCCCGCAAAUUUCCAGAGAGCGUGCAGCCUGUAAACAGAGGAACCAAGUUUGUACUUUUAUGGUUUGCAUUUCUGCGUUCAGCCAUGGCGCAGUACAAGAUUUACGACCCAGAAGAGAUGAUUGAGUGUCCCUAUGACAAGGUGCACAUGAUUGCUGCCAAACGCAUGCAGUAUCAUAUGAUGAAGUGUCGCAGGAAUCAUCCUGGAGCCGACUUUGCUGUAUGUCCGUACAAUGCCCGCCAUGAAGUACGUAAGCCAGAGUUAAGGUACCACAUGGUCAACUGCCCGGACAAAGCCCGGCUGGAACCGUCCAUCCUCCAUGAACAAAACAAGCAGAACCAUGAUGGUCAGUACUUCAAAGGUAACACAGACCUGCCAUGUUAUGCUGACAGCAGCAAGUUUGAAUCUGUUGAGAACUGGGAUGAAGAGAUUCCAAGUGUUGCCCGAAUAGGUGUGGAUCCCAACUACUUCAUGAGGCUCAAUGCUAGAAACACGGCUGGAAUGUCUACAAAGGAAAAGAAGUUGUACAUGUCUCAGGUGAACAUGCCAGCAGACGAGAGAGUUGUUCCUGAACCUGGAGAGGAGGAGGAGGAGGAGGAGCAGAAACUACGUCUCCCCCACGCCAAACCUGAGACCUACAUGUCAUUCCAGGGCAGUGCAGCCACACACGUAGGCCAGAUCCCUCCCUCCACUUCUGUCCUGGCACUAUCCCUGUCUAGGAGUGGAGUAGGCCGUGGUAGUCAAAUUGGUGGUCGUGGUGUUGCCCAGGUCACUCCCAAGGGACCCAUGCCAGUAGGACGGGGCCAGCCUGGUCUUGGGAGGGCAGCUGGUCGGGGUCUCAUGUCAAUGGGGCCUCCUGGAUAUACAUCAAUUAACACCAAUACCAACUCCAUACAUUCUUCAGCUGAGCAGCAGUCAAUGAUCACACAGUCAGCAGUUACACAGCCUGGUCAACAGUUCGUGGUCAAACAGCCUGCAGGUCAACAGCUGGCUGUAGGAAUGAUUGGUCAGGCAGCACUGAGGUUGCCUAGCAGUAUGAUGCCGAAUGUGUUCAGUAUGGGACUGGGGCGUGGGUCAGAAAGAGGAUCCAUUUUAAAACAGAAUGGUGCCUCUCCAAGCUUUGUCAUCCCUAACGUGAAGGGCAUCUCUGGAGAUAUUCCUGUGGUAAACAGUUCUGGUUCAGAGGCUGACGAUGGCAACAUCUCCUCAAGCAGCACUUCGUCUAAUGCAGACAACAAGAAGGAGAAGCGACGUUUGGUGAAAAAAAUCCGUCAGAUUGAACUCCUUGAUCAAAAAGUUGCUGAAGGUUAUAAGCUGACGUCAGAAGAGGAGAUCAAGUGUGAAAAGAAAGAUGAAAUUUUGGAGGCUCUCCAGAAUUUUAAAAUGUGACUAUAUAAACAAAAAAACUACAUGGAUUUUAAUCUAGCUGAGCAGCAUCCAUAUAAGUAAUAUGGAGUUUUCUGGAUUUUUUUACUGCAGUAAAUAAGAAGGUCAAGAGUAGUGUGAGUUCAGAGGUCAAGAGUAGUGAGAGUUCAGAGGUCAGGAGUAGUGCGAGUUCAGAGGUCAUGAGUAGUGUGAGGUCAGAGGUCAUGAGAAGUGUGAGUUUUUCUUUUGAACAACUUCUUCUGAAGAACUGUAGGGCCUAGGGUCAUUAUAUUUGGCCAGUAGGAUAGGU
Mizuhopecten yessoensis (Yesso scallop) is the source of this 1691-nucleotide messenger RNA. RefSeq lists its product as uncharacterized. The transcript is spliced from 12 exons. The record is from RefSeq and is a predicted model, not a curated record. Bases 101 to 1405 code for a protein of 434 amino acids. NCBI's taxonomy places the organism in Eukaryota, Metazoa, Mollusca, Bivalvia, Pectinida, Pectinidae.